This is a messenger RNA of Nezara viridula (southern green stink bug), 219 nucleotides long. Lineage: Eukaryota; Metazoa; Arthropoda; Insecta; Hemiptera; Pentatomidae. The record is from the annotation of a GenBank genome assembly.
CUAAGUGUGUCGGCUCUUGGGUCUGAACCUGAUCUUGACCAACAUGGAAGGUAACCUGUUCGCUGAAUGAAAGUCCCUCAGGAAGAUCCGCAUAUCAGUAAUAAAACGAAAGGACGUCCUGAUAUUAUCGCAUUUACCUCCAAUGUUAAAAUGAGAAAGUUUCAUAGGUCUAAUUGAAGUUGAAGGCUUAAAAAACAAUAAUAAGGUGUCAUUAAUCAU